Messenger RNA from Solenopsis invicta (red fire ant), 2037 nucleotides. Its product is annotated as testis-expressed protein 10 homolog. NCBI's taxonomy places the organism in Eukaryota, Metazoa, Arthropoda, Insecta, Hymenoptera, Formicidae. The record is from RefSeq and is a predicted model, not a curated record. The transcript is spliced from 5 exons. Gene Ontology annotation, cellular component: MLL1 complex; nucleus. Bases 154 to 2013 code for a protein of 619 amino acids.
AUGUUAUGCAUUUCAUGUGUGAGGCCCUUUAACCGGUGUAACCCAACCUAUCAACCGGCGCGAAUUGCGGGGCUUUAUAGAAAAGUAUUGUAAUUACACUUUAAACUGCGGUACUACUUGUAAUUAAUACGAUACAUAUCACAUUUCGAAGACAUGAGUAAGAAUCAUAAACGUUCGAAACAUCUAAAAUCGGAAAAGUCAAAAGUAAAAUUGAAAACAAAGAAAUCCAUCGAUCGGCCAGCAAAAGGCUUGAACGCUACGGAUACGUCGUUUAAAGUUAAAAAGAUAUUGAUACGUGAACAAUUAAAGCAACGAGAUGAAACGGAAAUUGUCAGCACUCGCAAAUUAAAUAUUGAUGAUUUAUUAACGCUCUUUCGACAUCAUAAUUCGACUGUGAGAGAAGAUGCUUUGAAACAAUUAAAAGACAUCUUAUUUCGACAUCCUCCAAAAUCAUUACAUUCACGAUUGAAUUCCUUGUUACACGGUAUUGCAGCUUUAUCUCUUGAUAAAGAGAAAGGUGUACGAACAAGUUGUUUUCAUGCGCUCAAUGUUAUUCUUGGUCGUAUUUCGAAUGAACAGUUGAUGCCCCUGUGUGAAAUCGUUAUGUCUUACUUGAGCUGUGCCAUGACACAUAUCGAUCCAUGUGUAAAACAAGAUUCUCUACUUUUCUUAGAUGUACUCCUACAAAAUUGUGGUAGUAUUGUGGCAAAGAAUAGUCAUAAAAUACUACUCAAUUUUUUAGGUAUGAUAUGUAGAUUACACAAUGAAGUUAGACCUGAAGCACAAUUAACAACGACUCUAAAUUCCAAAAGCACAAAUAUAAAUUGGAGAAUUAAAGUUUUGGAACGUUUAGCCAAUUUAUUUAUCUCUGUUGUAAACUAUAGAACGCUUUGUACGAAUACGCGGUCGAAUAUGGUACUUCCAAGAUCUAAAAGGUAUACCAGAUAUGUUCCUAUUUACAGCAACUGUGCAACUCGACUUUAUGAAAUUAAUCUUGAAGAUAUGAGUUCGUUAGAUAGUCGUGCAAAAGAAACUGUACCUCUAGAAGAAUUUGUAAAGUAUAUAGGUUUAUUGAUACCAUUGAUGUGUAAUAUUUGGCUCGAAGUAUGUCCCAAGGAUGAAAAAGUUGAUAAUUACACAGAGAUUACAAUUUUAAGUGAUGGAGCCACAUUAUUAAGAAGCAUCGUUAUAAUUAUACAAUCUAUUGCGGAGUACAUUGAUACGUUGGAUCACGACGAUUGCGAUGUGGAAAAUGUAAAACAUUGGUUUAAAGAGACGUUUCACGAUUCAUAUAUGAAAAAUUUUCUAUCAAGAUUCCCAUAUACUGAAGUAAAACCGCAUAUUAAUAAAUUCAGAAAGCGCCAAAAAGAUUUUUCUCAAAUGGAAUUUACAGAAGGAUGUUUGGAACAGAAUUUAGGACUUUGUCAAAUUCAUGCUUGGUUUACAUCUUUAUUUAGUCGUAACGAACAAUUUUCCAAAUCUACCAAGAUGUGCUGUGUAUCAGUUAUGAAAUAUUUAAAUGGUGUUGUUGAAAAUUGGUGCGACUCGUCCGUAUCAUCGCAACUAACUAAACUUCUAAGAACUUUGUUUUUGAAAGCUGGUACAAUUUGGUAUACCAACAGUAUUAGUUUAAAUCAUACUUUAAGAUUGAUUAUUGAAGCAGCUUCUCGUUUAGCUAAGAAAGAAUUGCAAUCACAUUUCUAUUUGAUUAUUGGUGAUAUUAUGUUGCAAAGCGAUUUGAAUGAGUUACACAGAGAGAGAGCGUUUGAAAACUUUGUUGCAAGCUUACCAAGUUUACUCCUGAAACCAAGCAUAGAUGACGUCGUAAUUCGUAUGAUCAGUCAUAUAGUUGUACGUUUUAAAGAAUGGAUCCGGGAAGAAUUGGUGGCUAAGCACGAAUCUAUUAUCGACAAUGCUAACAAAAUCGAUAUUGUAGGUUCACAUGAUGAUAAACAAUCGAGACUUAUGAUUUGUAAUCUAUUUUACUUUAUAGAUUCACAUGUUUAUUAUUAAAUAAUAAAUCAAUCAGCUUCAUGA